Messenger RNA from Myxocyprinus asiaticus (Chinese sucker), 2533 nucleotides. RefSeq names its product TBC1 domain family member 24-like. The coding region runs from base 75 to 2231 and encodes 718 amino acids. The transcript has 7 exons. NCBI's taxonomy places the organism in Eukaryota, Metazoa, Chordata, Actinopteri, Cypriniformes, Catostomidae. The record is from RefSeq and is a predicted model, not a curated record.
GCAAUCACACAGAUAACAACAAACCUACUGUAAACGUAACUUUCAAAUGCUCUGUGAUGUGAACUGGUGGAGCAAUGAUCCAAGUUACCUCAAAUGCAGCAUGUUCCCUUUUUGGCUCCACAAAGUUGAAUGUCAGGAAUGUGGAUGAUUGCAGCAAUGCACAGUUCAUUGACCGGACAAACUGUGGCAGACUCCGUUCUCAAUCUCUUUACAGCUCUGAGGAGGCAGAUCACUCAACUGGAGUGACUGACAAGGAUAGGAGCCACAGUAGACCACGUUCAAGAUCCUUCUAUGCUGUUGACACAGAUGAUGUAGGAGUGGGACAUUUUAGCAGGUGUAAUGCUAUGAGACCAAGAGCGAGAUCACUCAUUCACAAUGAGGAUGGGAAACGAAACCCUGGUGGGUUUGGAACCACUAAAAAGCUACCAAUCAAAAGACCUAAAGCAAAUUCAAGCAAAAGACCCAUCAAAGAUCUAACAGGAAGUAGAGGAAGUUUAAAGGGUCUACCCAUGAUGACCAUUUCUGAAGAGAAUAACUGGAAGAUAAGCUCCUGUUCUGGUAUGAAAUACGGUCAGUAUGUAAACUGGGAAAAAAUUGACCCGGAGGCGGCUGUACGUUAUCAGAAGAUCCUCUCAAGUGACCAUUCUGAGCUCAAAGCAAUGGGCCGUACAGGAUUCUGGUCCAUGCCUCAUACUCUCAGAGCCAAGGCUUACCAGCAUAUCAUCCACAACAUCGAGAGUACGCCCACCACAAGUGAUGUGGAUACCUACCAUGGUCAUGUUGGGCAGCUGUUUGGGGAGUUUCAAAUGAGCUCUCACCCAUUUCCAAAGUUUAUGGAGGAUGGGGAAAUUCCCAGAUACUGCCUCAAUAAAGUGGGUCUGAAUUCUGUAAAAAAAAUCCUAAUUUUGUUAAGUCACCAUUUUCCUGAUGUCAGCUUCUGUCCCAUCCUGCCUGCUCUGGUAUCUCUUCACUUGCACUUCAGUGAAGAUGAAGCCCAGUGCUUCCACAGUAUUUGUUCACUGGUGACCUACACAGACCCUAAAAAGCGUUACAUAGAUCAGACUUUCCUCACUUCACAUGCCUCCUGCAUGACCUUUGGAGAUCUCGCUAAUAAAUACUGCAGGGGAAUCCGGAAACUAAUAGCCAGCUCUCACCAGAACCUGUUUGAGUUCUACUCAGACUGGAUCAUGUGGAUUUUUGCUGAUCUACCAUUUACAUAUGCUAUCAGAGUGCUGGAUGUCUAUCUCAUAGAGGGAUAUAAAGUUUUGUACCGUGUAGCACUUGCUCUUCUCAGCCUUUACAAGGUCUCUGUGUCCUCCCGAGUGGCCCAUGUCGAUGACUUCAGACAAGACAUGAAGAGUUUUGUACAGAAUGUUGCACGACACAGUACCAUUGACACACUGCUUCAGAGGGCUUUUAGUAUUCAGCUGCCAACUCGCAAAGAACUAACUUUUCUUUUUAAUGCCAACAAGGAUGCACUAAUUCAUAAAGAUAUCUACAGUAAGAGCUCAUUCCAAGCUAUGGAUUUUUGCAGCUUUAGCUCUGCUAUAGUGACUGAAACAGAGAUCAGGGUGGUCUGGGCCUGGAUUCCGGAGCGAUUUGCUCUCUUCAGCCCUGUACAGCUAUUUAGUACCAAUGUUCAUGGCAGAAGUCUCUCCUCGUUUUAUUCCAAAGUUGAGGGGCAUGAUCCAACUGUUUUACUCUUGAAAACUGCAGAUGAGGAGAUUUGUGGAGCAUUCUUGUCCUCUGAUUGGGCUCACAGGAAAUGUGAUGAAAAGGGAUUUGAGUUUUUUGGCACAGGAGAGUGUUUUGUUUUCACACUACGACCAGGAAUGGAACGGUACCAGCGAACAGUUCUGGAGAUCUCUGGGAUGUCUGACAAAUGGGAAUCCUCUCAGGAACAAGCACUCUCCAGCACCUCUCAUGUAAACACUCAUCUGGACAUACCCACUGGAGCUACUCAGAACCACAGAUUUGAAUCUGCUUCAUUACCUUCGACACCUUCAGACUCAUGCAUGGCCACAACAAGGUUCAUGGCAGGAGAUGAUGAGUCACUUUUUAUUGGUGGUGAUGGUGGCCAUGCGCUGUACCUGCAGGCUGAUCUGACAACUGGCCAUUCUGAAUGUUGUGAUACAUUUGAGAGUCCAGCUCUCUGCAGAGGAAGUUUCAAGAUCCAGACACUUGAAGUGUGGGGCAUACAGCACUCUUUAUCCAUUCCACCACAAUUUUGACAGUGACUUUGAGAAUGUGGUGUAUAUGCAGUUCAACCCUUGUGCUGUGUUUGUUUUGUGCUAACACAUUUUGUUCCCAGUCAAAAAUUAACAGCCCAAGAUUUUUUGUAAAUCUCUCAUAUUGCAUAUAUUAUUACAAGAUUUUGCAUUCGAUCGUUUUAUCUACUUCUUUUUUAGUAAUUAUCCUUUUUUGAACAUAUAUAUUUUUAAAUAUGUUUUUUCUUGAUAGAAGGAUUAAUUGAACAGAGCUAAUACUGGGCUGGUGAAUAUAUAUAUAUAUAUAUAUAUAUAUAUAUAUAUAU